Callorhinus ursinus (northern fur seal) is the source of this 1447-nucleotide messenger RNA. The record is from RefSeq and is a predicted model, not a curated record. NCBI's taxonomy places the organism in Eukaryota, Metazoa, Chordata, Mammalia, Carnivora, Otariidae.
GCCAUUUCCACUUCUCCGGCGCGACUUUCCUGAGGCGCGCGCGCUCCCGCUCUGACGUCGCCUGCCCUCUGCGGGGUGGCGGGACCGCGGAAUUGCAAAUAUGACUGAGGCUGAUGUAAAUCCAAAGGCCUACCCCCUAGCAGACGCCCACCUCACCAAGAAACUACUGGACCUUGUUCAGCAGUCAUGUAACUACAAGCAGCUUCGGAAAGGAGCCAAUGAAGCCACCAAAACCCUCAACAGAGGCAUCUCUGAGUUCAUCGUGAUGGCUGCAGACGCUGAGCCCCUGGAGAUCAUCCUGCACCUUCCAUUGCUAUGUGAGGAUAAGAAUGUGCCCUACGUGUUUGUGCGCUCCAAGCAGGCCCUUGGACGGGCCUGCGGGGUUUCCAGGCCUGUCAUCGCCUGUUCUGUCACCAUCAAAGAAGGCUCACAGCUGAAGCAGCAGAUCCAGUCUAUUCAGCAGUCCAUUGAAAGGCUCUUAGUCUAAACCAGUGGCCUCUGCCCCCCCCCCCCCGAAUCCUCCCCCUGGGGUUAUGUAUCAUACGGUCUGUGUCCGCAUGUAGUUUCUCCAGCUACCUUCUCAUUAGAUUCUAGUACUGAAUCUGGGUUUUGCAUUUUUGUAUUACUUUUGUUUUGUUGUAUAGGUUGUUCGCCACAUAUUAACCCCCCACCCCAAUCUCCCGUUCUCCUCUCUCUGCCGUCCUAUCCUCUCUUUUGAAAAAUGAACUAAUGCCGAGAACAGGCGGAAACAGAGUGGUGACACCAUUCAAAGGCAGAGAAGAGCCAGGACAGAGAUCUGGUUCCAACAUUCAGGCGCUAACUUCCUGUUGUGUGUAGGACCUGACGGAUGUAAACACCAUUCACUUUGUAUCCCUUGUGCCCGGAGUACAGAAUCAUUCCAUAUGUGUUUGUCCUCUAGGGGGUUAUGUAUCAUUUGGGGAGAAAGCAUGUAUUCUGUGAGGUUGUUAGGUAUAUGUCCAAGUGUCAUUUGCCAAUACGCUCCUGCUGUCUGCUUUGGUCAUGUGAUGUUAUUCCCCCUCUCCCCCAACUCCCAACCAUGCCCCUGAGGGUGGCGGGGCGGCAGCAUACCAAAGAGAUGUGCUGCAGAAUUCCAGAGGCUGCCUGGGCCAGUUAGACAUGAGGCAGCUGACCUAGGUCUUGAAGGAGUCCACAGUAGCUAGAAAAAAAGUGGGUCAGCUGAUGGUGGAAUGAAGAAGUCUGGGCAAGUCACGGAGACCUGACUGGAAGCUACAGCAGAGAUGUUGGAAUCAAGGAAUGGAGAUGUCUUCAGUGGACACUUGGUACCAGCUCUGAGAGCCCUGACUCCUGUUUCCUGCCACGAUGUGGGUCAGAUGUAUGUAUUCUUUAUCACAUCAGAAGGACAGUGCUAGUGUGUCAUUUCUUGUGAGCAUCCUAAUAAAGAAAUAUAUUCAUAUUCUAAUUGAAA